AUGUCUCUUACUUACGGUUUGGUCGCACGCGGCCAUAUUAUAUUAGCAGAGCACACAAACGGCUCUGGAGAUUUUACUCAAGUUACUCAAGCAAUCCUUGAAAAGAUUCCACCAAAUAAUUCUAAGCUAACAUACGUUUAUGACAGAUACUUAUUCCACUACAUUUGCGAAGAUGGACUUACAUACAUGUGUAUGGCAGAUGACAGCUUUGGUCGACGGGUUCCCUUUGCCUUUUUGCAGGACAUUAAGGAACGGUUUUUAAACACCUAUUCUAAGGAAAGAAUUGAUGAGGCAACAACUUAUGGCCUAAACGAAUUCUCUAAAGUUCUUGCAAAACAAAUGGAUUAUUUUUCAACUAAUCCGGAAGCUGACAAGCUUAAAAAAGUACAUGGAGAAAUCGAGCAAGUUAAAGUUGUUAUGGUUGAUAAUAUUGAACGUGUCCUAGAACGUGGAGAAAGAAUAGACUUAUUGGUAGACAAGACGGACAAUCUUAACCAACAAGCAUUCGCAUUCAAAAAACGAAGCACCGCUUUAAGGGAUUCGUCACCUUAG
This is a messenger RNA of Cetraspora pellucida, 552 nucleotides long. NCBI's taxonomy places the organism in Eukaryota, Fungi, Glomeromycota, Glomeromycetes, Diversisporales, Gigasporaceae. The record is from the annotation of a GenBank genome assembly.